Homalodisca vitripennis (glassy-winged sharpshooter) is the source of this 302-nucleotide messenger RNA. Its product is annotated as gustatory receptor for bitter taste 93a-like. The record is from RefSeq and is a predicted model, not a curated record. Gene Ontology annotation, biological process: sensory perception of taste. NCBI's taxonomy places the organism in Eukaryota, Metazoa, Arthropoda, Insecta, Hemiptera, Cicadellidae. The transcript has 3 exons. Bases 5 to 220 code for a protein of 71 amino acids. Gene Ontology annotation, cellular component: dendrite; membrane; neuronal cell body.
UCCUAUGAUUUACAAGAUGAUGACCCUGGACUUGGACCCAAGACUGAAGAGACAGUUGGAGAUCUUUUUGGUGCAACUAUCCAACAGCCACGUAGGAUUUUCUGCCAGAGGGUAUUUUCAUAUUAACAACGAAAUGAUAACAUCGAUUGUUGGAAUGGUGACCACAUAUCUUGUAGUGCUGAUACAGUUCCAUACUGCGGUCUCGUCUACCCAGCACUGAAGUAUUCAUUGGAUUCUGCUUCACAUACUAAUGAAUAUUUGAAAUAGAUGUCCAGCUUGCAAGUAAAUACUACAUUAUCUUA